CUGGCAGUGGAUAAAAACCUCGUGAUCGAUGGUGACGGUAAGCUAGAAAAGUUCGUAAAUAAGGUAACUUUAAAAUUAGAUAAAUCGUUAUCGAGUACAGCUACCAAAAGCGGCACAAGUAUUUCAAACAACGCAGUACCAACCUUAUUUACUCCUUCUCCCAUCACUAGUAUUACCUUAUCAAAAACGACAGCAGUUAUCGAUAGUCAAAAUACACCGGUCACUGAUGAAAUUAUAGUGGCGACAGUUUCAAAAAAAAGGACCGGGUUUCGAGUUCGGGGAAACAGUAGCAGUGCUUGCAAUGAUCGGGAAGACUUGUGCAAAUUUUGGGCAUCGAUAGGUGAGUGUGAAGAAAAUCCUGGCUGGAUGAGCGUGAACUGUCGUGCCGCUUGUAAUUUAUGCAAUGGUACAGCAGUGUGUGUCGAUCGACAUCGAUUAUGCUCUUUUUGGUCUUCGAUAGGUGAAUGUGACUCGAAUGCCGCUUGGAUGUUUACGAGAUGUCCAAGAUCAUGCAAGGUUUGCACAGGUACUGUUACUUAUUUCAAAUUUGCAGAUAUUUCUCACAGAAGAACAAUUUCGAUAAACGAUGUAAGGAGUAGUAACAGACAAUUAGGAUGUGCCAGUUCUCUAAGGUCUCACGACUGUAACAUAAACCUCUGUUACCACUUGCAUUUCCGGUCUUUCGACGGAUCCUGUAAUAAUUUGGAGUUUCCACUUCGUGGAGCCGCAUUUUCACCGUACAUUAGACUGCAAUCACCACGAUACGACGACGGUAUCAAUGCAGCAAGUUCAACACUGCAUAAGACUCGACCUUCAGCAAGAGAUGCAUCGCGACUUAUGAUAUCUUCUUCUGCAGUGGUAGUAAGUGAUUCAAAUGCCCUGUUAAUGCAAUGGGGCCAGUUGCUCGCUCACGAUAUGGCGAAAACUACAAUGUUGAGUAAUCAAGACUGUGCGUCGUGCCGUAUAGAUCCUAGGUGCACGAGCAUACCUCUAUCACGUUUAGAUCCUACGUUUGGCAGGUUUCAGUGCUUACCACUUGCACGCUCUUCUCCUGUUUGCGGUACCGGCAUAGACUCCUCUAGAGAACAGUACAAUGAGAACACAGCAUAUAUUGAUGGUUCGCCGAUUUAUGGAAGUUCGGACCGUGAUCAAUUCGCUUUUAGAAACGGAGCUUUUCUAAAUACAGUCAAUGUACGUGGAAGGCUGUUUCCUCCAGUUGAUGAUCAACAAAAUAUUAUGGGUGGCGAUGAUCGAGCAAACAUUUUCGUCGGUUUGGCGGCGCUUCACGUCCUACUUGUCCGUCAGCACAACAGCAUCGCGCAAAUUUUAAAAAGUGUUAACGAGCAUUGGGAUCAAGGACGAGUAUUUCACGAGUCAAGACGCAUUGUUGGAGCUAUUAUCCAACAUAUCACAUAUAAGGAAUACUUACCAAGAAUACUCGGUAAAGAACAUGACAAGUUAAUGGGCAGAUAUGAAGGGUACAACAGCAGUAUCGACGCAACAAUUGCGAAUGAAUUUACCGGUUGCGCAUACCGAUUUGGGCAUGGCAUGAUCCAGGAAUUCUAUCCGCUUUUAAACGAGACAUUUCAACAGACGGGCGGUAUAGAAUUUAACGAGGGCAUGUUCAGAAGCGAACUUUUACUCAGGGAAGGUGUAGAUCCACUGCUCAGAGGACUCAUUUCUUUACCAGCGAAGAUGCCGCAACGUCUUACGCCAGCGGUCACUGAGCGGAUCUUUGGAAACACUGACUUAGGUUCAAUAAAUAUUCAAAGAGGCAGAGAUCACGGAAUUCCAAGCUACGUAAACUGGCGCCGCUUUUGUAACCUUCCUGAAGUGAAAAGCUUCAGCGACCUCAAUACAACCAUUUCAAACCCUAUAGUGAGGUCAAACUUGGAAACCCUUUAUAAUCAUGUUGAAAAUAUCGACAUGUAUGUUGGCGGUUUGCUAGAAGAUCCUGUUGACAAUGGUUUGAUUGGCCCAACAUUGGCCUGUGUAGUAGCUCAACAGUUUCGAAGACUAAGGGAUGGCGACAGGUUUUACUAUGAAAAUUCUGAAAUUCUUUCACCUGAACAGAUCUACGAAAUAAAAAAAAUUUCUUUGUCGAGAGUGCUUUGUGAUUCUGGCGAUGAUUUUCAUAAAGUGCCUAAAGAUGCCUUCCGAAAGAGCGGAGCUAGUGAUCUUUUACUCUGUGAAGAAAUUCCGUUACCUGAUUGGAGCACUUGGAAAGAGGAGAUUUAG
Messenger RNA from Enterobius vermicularis (human pinworm), 2238 nucleotides. NCBI's taxonomy places the organism in Eukaryota, Metazoa, Nematoda, Chromadorea, Rhabditida, Oxyuridae. The record is from the annotation of a GenBank genome assembly.